Molecule: messenger RNA, 4374 nt
Organism: Aspergillus luchuensis
Lineage: Eukaryota; Fungi; Ascomycota; Eurotiomycetes; Eurotiales; Aspergillaceae
Exons: 3
Coding region: 1-4374 (1457 amino acids)
Biological process (GO): phospholipid translocation
Cellular component (GO): plasma membrane
Molecular function (GO): magnesium ion binding; ATP hydrolysis activity; ATP binding
Source: RefSeq, a predicted model, not a curated record
AUGGAUCCCAUACAAGGGAAAGGGGACGAGGAACUGAGUCGGGCCUCCGACGAGGUUCCUCCGAUUCCCGACCAGGAAGCCAAAUCCACCAAGCGCGCACGAUGGGCGACGAAACGCAUGACCGCCGCCAGCGGUCUUCGGAAGAGAGUCUCCAUCCUGGAACGGGGCAACCGUCGUAAUACGCGGAACAACAUAACCGAUGCAGCAACCGCAGGGCCAGAAAGCACUGAAACAGAAACAGCUUCAUCGCGGAAAGUCUACUUUAACCUUCCCAUCCCGGACAGCGAGCGGGACGAGGAAGGCAAUCUGAAGAACGUUUAUCCCCGCAACAAGAUUCGCACUUCUAUCUACACGCCAUUGACGUUCAUCCCGAAGAACUUGUGGUUGCAGUUCCACAACAUCGCUAAUCUUUACUUCUUAUUCGUCAUCAUUCUGCAGUGUUUCUCCAUCUUUGGAGAUGCCGACCCGGGUUUGAGUGCUGUUCCCCUGAUCAUUAUCGUCGUGGUCACUUCGAUCAAGGAUGCUAUCGAGGACUGGAGGCGAACGGUAUCCGAUAACGAACUCAACAACUCCCCGGUUUACCGUCUGACCGAUUGGCACAAUGUCAAUGUCACCCUUGACAAUGUGUCCGCCUGGCGAAAGUUCAAAAAGGCCUGUACUCGGGCCACCGUAUUCACCUACCGUGCCAUGAAAAAGCUCGUGCGCCGCAAGUCCGCCGACAAAGACGUGGCUGGAGAUGUUGAGAUGGCGGAUGCCCGGCCAUCCGUGGAACCCACCUCUCCGAUUGAGUUGAGGGCCGUGUCCCUCGAUGCCCGUGCUUCUGGAGAUUGGCCGGAUCAUGCAGAUCAUUCCGGCAGAAAUGCGGCCUCGGGCCGCGUCAAGGGCGACAUCCUCAACCCGACCAAGACUGCUUCCGGGCAGGCUCGCUUUAAGCGUCAGCAUUGGAAGGAUGUCAACGUCGGUGACUUUGUGCGGCUGUACAACGGUGACCAGAUUCCCGCGGACAUGGUGAUUCUCUCAACCUCUGACCCGGACGGUGCCUGCUAUGUGGAAACCAAAAACCUGGACGGGGAGACCAAUCUGAAGGUUCGCCAUGCCCUUAACUGUGGUCGCGCAGUACGGAAUGCUCGCGACUGUGAAAGAGCGGAAUUUGUUAUAGAAAGCCCUCCCCCGCAUGCGAAUCUCUAUUCGUUCAGCGGUGCCAUUUACUAUAACCAACAGGACGAUCCCGAGGCGCCGCCCCAGGAACGGGUAGAGCCCAUCACCAUCAACAAUAUUCUCCUCCGUGGCUGCAGCCUUCAGAACACAGAGUGGGCGUUGGGAGUGGCCUUGUUCACCGGUUCGGAAUCAAAGAUCAUGCUGAAUCAGGGUAUCACUCCGACCAAGCGACCACAAAUGGCACGUAACAUGAACUGGAACGUUCUUUACAACUUUGCGAUCCUCUUUAUCAUGUGCUUGAUAUCCGGUUUCAUCAACGGUUUUGCCUGGGGACUGGAUGACGCGUCCUUAACUUUCUUCGAAUACGGCUCUUAUGGUGGAUCCGCCGCCGUGGAGGGUGUCGUUGCCUUCUGGGUGGGUGUGGUCCUCUUUCAGAACUUGGUUCCCAUUGCCUUGUACAUCUCACUGGAAAUCGUGCGCUGGAUCCAAGCGCUCUUUAUAUUCUUCGACCAGCACAUGUAUUACGAGCGGCUUCAGAUGUCUUGCGUCCCAAAGGCCUGGAACAUCUCAGAUGACAUCGGGCAGAUCGAGUAUAUCUUCUCGGACAAAACAGGUACCUUGACGCAAAACGUCAUGGAGUUCAAGAAAUGUACGGUCAACGGCGUCGCAUACGGUGAGGCCUAUACUGAGGCCCAGUUGGGAAUGCAGAGACGCCAGGGCUUGUUGAAUGUGGAGGAGGAAGCUGCCAAGGCUCGCCAACGUAUCAGCGACGGUCGCGUGGAAAUGCUGCAGCGACUGCGUCAACUGCACGACAACCCAUAUCUCAAGGACGAAAAUCUGACCUUUGUCUCGCCUCAGUACGCAGCGGACCUAGGGGGUGCCUCCGGUGAUGCCCAGAAGCAGGCUGUCGAGAGUUUCAUGGCCGCGCUGGCUUUGUGCCACACAGUGGUUACGGAACGGAUUCCGGGUGACCCCCCGCAAAUUGAGUUCAAAGCCCAGUCUCCCGAUGAGGCUGCCUUGGUGGCUACUGCUCGAGACUGUGGGUUCACAGCGAUGGGUCGCUCGGGAGAUAGGCUCCUUGUUAACAUCAUGGGUGAAGAACGCAGUUAUAGGAUCCUGAACAUUUUGGAGUUCAACUCGACGCGUAAGAGAAUGAGUGUUAUCGUUCAAAUGCCGGACGGAACCAUCCGUCUGUUGUGUAAGGGUGCUGACACGGUCAUUUAUUCUCGCUUGGCUCCUGGUCAACAACGGCAGUUGAGGGAUGUUACCUCACAGCACCUUGAGACCUUCGCUCAAGAAGGUCUCCGUGUGCUCUGCGUGGCAGAACGUAUUCUCGACGAGGAAUUCUACCGCGAGUGGAGUCUUAAGCACGACGUGGCAGCAGCAGCCAUCGUGGAUCGCGAAGAGAAACUGGAUGAGGUCGCAGGUAUCAUUGAACAGGAUCUGAUGCUCCUGGGUGGCACGGCAAUCGAAGAUCGGCUGCAGGAUGGUGUGCCCGAUACCAUCUCUUUGUUGGCUGACGCCGGUAUCAAGCUCUGGGUCUUGACAGGUGAUAAGAUUGAAACGGCUAUCAAUAUCGGUUACUCCUGCAACCUUCUGAACAACGACAUGGAUAUCAUGGUAUUGAGUGCUCCAGAUUCUGAUAUGGCUGCCAAGGAGCUGGACAGCAAACUCGAACAGUUCGGAAUUACUGGCUCGGACGAGGAAUUAGCCGCGGCACGCCAGGACCACUCGCCACCCCCAUCGACCCAUGCCCUUGUCCUCGAUGGGGACUGUCUUCGUUUGAUGUUGGACGAUGCCCUGAGGCAGAAAUUCCUGUUGCUUUGCCGGCGCUGCAAGUCCGUCCUUUGUUGCCGUGUCAGUCCCGCCCAAAAAGCGGCGGUUGUUGAUAUGGUCAAGACUGGUUUGAACAUCAUGGCUUUGUCGAUUGGAGAUGGCGCCAACGACGUCGCCAUGAUCCAAAAAGCGGAUGUCGGUGUAGGUAUUGCAGGAGAGGAAGGUCGUCAGGCAGUCAUGUGUGCCGAUUACGCCAUUGGUCAGUUCCGAUUCCUACAGCGUCUCAUUCUCGUUCAUGGACGAUGGUCGUAUCGGCGGCUGGGCGAGACGACGGCCAAUUUCUUCUACAAGAACUUGGUGUGGACGUUCGCGCUAUUCUGGUAUUCGAUUUAUGACAACUUCGAUGGCUCCUACCUCUUCGAAUACACGUAUAUUACCCUGGUGAACGUUGCCUUCACCUCCCUACCCGUCAUUUUUAUGGGAAUCUUCGAUCAGGAUGUCGAUGAUAGGGUGUCUCUGGCCGUACCGCAGCUCUACAUGCGUGGUAUUGAGCGUAAGGAGUGGACGCAGUUGAAGUUCUGGAUCUACAUGUUCGACGGCUUCUACCAAUCCAUUAUCUGCUUCUUCAUGCCGUACAGGCUGUACUCGGUGGCCAAUUUCCAAACAGAAAACGGACUCAGCAUCGACGACCGGUAUCGCGUGGGUGUGCUAGUCGCCACCUGUGCUGUGGUUGCUAGCAACACCUACGUGAUGAUGAACAUGUACCGAUGGGAUUGGCUCUCCAGCUUAAUCAAUGCGAUCAGUUCACUGUUGAUCUUCUUCUGGACCGGUGUUUACUCAUCCUUUGAGUCAUCGUUGACAUUCUAUGGCGCCGCUCGCCAGGUUUAUGGUGCGCUGUCAUUCUGGGUUGUCCUCCUUCUGACCGUGGUAAUGUGCCUUAUUCCACGAUUCGUCAUUAAGUGCAUCCAGAAGGUCUACUUCCCCCUGGAUGUCGACAUUGUCCGUGAACAAGUCAUCCUGGGCCAAUUCGAUUAUUUGAAGAAGUACGAAGCCUACGUGCCACCCGGUGCAACCAAGCUGGCAGCUUCAUCGGACAGUGAAGCCUCGACCAUUCCCUCGGACGGAGGCCAUACUCCUCAGCCCCAUGUCACGCGCGACUACCCCGUGCCUAAUGGAAUUGACCGCACGGCGGACUCGACACCUGUUGCACCGUUAGUCGAUGCCCAAGGCGCGCCAACCAACCUGGGCAGCCAAGUGACCAGCGCCAACGCGAGCAGCGUGGCCUUUGGACUCCAGCGCCGCGAGUCUUCCGAGAGCACCAGUCGAGACCAAUCAGCUUUCUCGAGCCAACUCCUAGCCGUUGAUUCCACCAGCAUGGAACCUCAAAUGCCUCACAGUCCACUCAAAAGCCGAAGCGACCCCUCGACAUACCCUGUAUAG